Molecule: messenger RNA, 2586 nt
Organism: Clupea harengus (Atlantic herring)
Lineage: Eukaryota; Metazoa; Chordata; Actinopteri; Clupeiformes; Clupeidae
Gene: msto1
Product: misato mitochondrial distribution and morphology regulator 1
Biological process (GO): mitochondrion organization
Cellular component (GO): mitochondrion; cytoplasm
Source: RefSeq, a predicted model, not a curated record
AAAACAGCGGCCAUAUUGAAAAUGGCGUUGCUACUCCACGCAGUUAAGCAUGUACCGAAAUCGUGGUGUACUUGAUACCAGUAUAUCAUUUAAUUUAUGUGUUAAGAAAUAAAACUAUUGCUGGACCAUAAUGAGCGGCCUGUGUAGAGAAGUGAUAACGCUGCAGCUCGGACAUUAUUCAAACUUUGUCGGGACCCACUGGUGGAAUUUACAGGAAGCCUCUCUCUGUUAUGACUCGGAUGGGUCUCCCGGGGAGCUGCAGAGUGAUGUCAUGUUCAGAGAGGGGGUCACCCUCGGGGGACAGGUCACCUACACGCCUCGUCUCAUUGCCAUGGACGUCAAAGGAAGCCUUCAAACAUUACGAGAGGAGGGCAUUCUGUAUGAAGCUGAAAAUAAUGCAAGUCCCCAAAGCUGGAAAGGACAGGUGGUAACACACAAACACACCCGGUCCACCAAGAACUCCUUCCUUCAGGAUCUGGACAAGUUGGAUGAUGGGGAGAUCCUGUCAGACGAUGACUUGCACAGCUCCCAGCAGGCACAGCACUCAGGUGCUGUUGCCAAAGAGACCGUGAACAGCAGCCUGGAACACUCUAAGAAGACCUACAGCCUGGAGGGCAGCGUGAGGGUGUGGUCUGACUUCCUGAGGCUCCACCUCCACCCAAGGACCAUCUCAGUCAUUCAUGAGUACAAUCACGAUGGUGAGUCUGGACGUCUAGAGGCAUUUGGGCAGGGGGAGGCACUCUGCAAAGGUCCAGUGCUGGAAGAGCUGGAAGACAAGCUGCACUUCUUCACUGAAGAGUGUGAUUAUCUUCAGGGCUUUCAGGUGCUGUGUGACCUUUCUGACGGGUUCUCAGGCUUGGGGUCAAAGGUUACAGAGCUGCUACAGGACUCCUAUGGAGGACGAGGCAUCCUGACCUGGGGUCUGUCACCUGUUAGUCACCCAAACAUGACGCCAGUGAAGGAGCACUGUCAUUUGUUGAAUGUAGCUUUGGGAAUGGUCCACAUGGCCAAUCACAGUUCGUUCUUCUGCCCCCUCACGCUUAAAGGAGGCCUGGGCCCACGCCCCAACGCAACGCCGGUCUUCCCACACCUCACCUAUGAUCCCUCCAUAUGGUACCACUCUAGCUCACUUUUGGCCCUAGCCCUGGAUACUAUGACUGUGCCAUAUCGUUUGAGACAACACAGCACCCCCAUGUGGCAGAUGGCAGAUGCUCUCGCUGUUUCUGGGAGGAAGGUGGUGUCUGCUUAUGGGGCCAUUCCAUUUCCUGUGGAUCAUGGCACGUAUCUGUCAGAUGCUCUUGAUGCCUUCACUGAUGGUCUGCCAUGGAAACCCCUCUCAGCUUGUCCUGAGCAGGGGAACGGAGGCUGCUAUGGCCAGUCAGUGGCCCUCAGGGGUCUGGAGAAGCAAAGCUUGGUCCGGCCACGGGUACCAGGCCGCCAGCCCCCAUCAGCACUGGACUACUUCUGCAACGGAGAGGAGAUUCUGGCCUCAUAUAUCCAAUCCCACUAUCCAGCCAGCCCCAUGGCUGUGCAGACGGUGUCCAGUGCCAGCAAGCUGACUCCACCCUUUCCACAGAUCUUCAGCAAAUCCAUGGGUCCACAGGGCCUCUUGCAUCAGCAGGUCCGAACCAAAGCUGUAGUUCCUCCGGUGGUCGGGGUUCCAGUGCUGACCUCUCUUCAGUCGUCUCCAGCAUUAGGCCCAUGGCUGUCAGAGCUGCACAUUGCGGCGAGCCGUCUGGACCCACGCCGUAUUGCCCCCAGCUUCCUGACGCACGACCUGGAGCACAGCGACCUACAGGAGGCGCUGGAACAGCUGCGUGUCCUUGCACACUGCUACCGCAAUGACAACUCCGGCAUGCGCAAUUCCUCUUCAGACGACGAUGACAUCUGACUACUCACCUUGGUGACAUCAGGGAUUGAGAUGACUGGUCUAAUGAUGUGAGCAAAGAUGGUGGUGAACCAUGCUGGCCGAAAUGAAGGCUGCCAUCCCUUGCAUGCUGAAGAUGAGCGAAGUGGAGUCAGCACUGAUUAAAAAGGAGUACCUGACUAACCUAAAUGACCGAGCACUGUUUGGUAUGCUUUGGGCCCCAAGAGAACUUCUCUUGCACAGCUUUGAUCUAACUUAGCCCAUGCACAGGUCUAUCUUAGUGAGGACUGUACAUAUUAUUGUACCAGAAUUAGGGCAAGUGAACUAUAAUGAUGUAUAAAACAUGUCCACAUCCAUGUGUUGAGUGCUUCUCCCUGCAGAAGACAAAAGAAACCAUGACAACCGGUCAGCAUCACGUCAGCGUCAGCAUCACAAGCUUCAAUGAACCAACCUAGUACACACUAUAAAGGGGUUGUCAAGCGGCUCUCCUCCUUUAUCAGUGUUUCACUAAAUCAAGCCCACAACACAUCUGAAAUGUUCAACAGUGGUAUCUGUCAUCCCAGACCCCCUCUUCUCCAUACCUGUUCCUGUUGUCCCCCUCCCCCUCCCCCUCCCAAAACAAAGCCUUUUUAAGGUUUGGAAUGUUACACAGACUACAUACAAGUGUCAAUGUACAGGUUUAAGAUGUCACCACAAUAAAAUACUAAAUAUCCAUUGUG